This is a messenger RNA of Melanaphis sacchari, 1193 nucleotides long. RefSeq names its product diphthine methyltransferase. The record is from RefSeq and is a predicted model, not a curated record. The transcript has 5 exons. Lineage: Eukaryota; Metazoa; Arthropoda; Insecta; Hemiptera; Aphididae. Gene Ontology annotation, molecular function: protein binding. The coding region runs from base 97 to 1161 and encodes 354 amino acids.
GUGUUAGUUUUUAGUUUUCACAACCAAAUUUAUCAUUAUUCUUAUAAUAAAAAAUAUAAUUGUUUUUUCUUAAACCCAUUGCUCUCCAAUCUUCAGAUGUCUUGGAACUAUAGUGUAGAUCGUUUUGCAUCGUAUGAUACUAUUUAUCCUGCAGAUUCUGUGGAAUGGUGUCCAAUACCAAAAUACAACAAUGUACUUGUAUGUGGAACUUAUAAACUUGACGAAGCAAACAAAUCAAAAACUGGCACUAUCAAUUUGUUCUCUUUAGACAAUCAAAACCAGAUUAAAUUGAUUCAGAGUGUUCCCGAAGAUGCUGUGCUAGAUUUAAAGUGGAAUCCUUUUAUUGUUUCUGGACAAGUAUUACUAGCAGCUGCAUUGUCUGGCAAUCAUGUUAGUGUAUAUCGCCUGGAUGAGAAAGGAACUAAUUUAUCUCUAUGUUUAUUCACUAGUUUUGAUCUUCCAAAAACUGAUGGAAAAUCACAUAUGAGUUUAUCAAUUGCUUGGUCAUCCCUUUAUGAGAAUGGAUCACAAAAUAUCGCAUUUAGUGACUCUAAUGGUUAUAUCACUUUAGUGAAUUUAAAUGAUCAACUCAUACGUAGUUUCAAAGCUCAUAAUUUUGAAUCGUGGAUUGUUACUUAUAAUUAUUGGGAACCCAACAUAUUAUACACAGGUGGUGAUGAUUGUAAAUUUAAAUGUUAUGAUCAACGAUUACAAUUUGACAAACCUAUAUUUGAAAAUAAGGAACAUGAACAAGGAGUAACCACUUGCUCAUCUAAUAAAAUACGAGAAAAUAUAAUUGUUACUGGAAGUUAUGAUGAAAAUAUAAGACUGUGGGAUAUACGUAAUAUGAAGCAUAGUUACAAUAAUGUCAAAGUUGACGGCGGAGUUUGGAGAUUGAAAUGGGAACCUAAUAAAGAAGAAUAUCUUUUAAGUGCUUCAAUGUUUAAUGGUGCUCAUAUUAUAGAUACAUCAUUUAAUGCAGCUGAUAUUUGUCAAUCUUUUGGAGAGAAAAGCAAUAGGCUUUACUAUGGAGCUGAUUGGUGUCACCAAAACGAUAUACUAUUUGAACAUGACACAAAAUCAAAAAAUCAAAAAAUAAUUUCUACAUGUUCAUUUUAUGAUCAUAGGUUAGAUUUAUUUUUUGUCAAUUUGAAAUUAUAAAAAUAUAAAUUGUACAUAAAGUGAUUGAUAAA